AUGAUCAAAGUUGAAGAGAUAGUGAAAGAAGAAGACUUAAAGUAUGAGAGUGCUCUCAUUGAAAACGAAAAGGACGUACAAGUGUGGGAGUCAUAUUUUGAAUCCAAGCUAAACGAUACCCUUCCACUGAAACUUUCCCUCAUCUCAAGAGCAGUCAAGGCAGUACCUGAAUCGGAAGAAUUAUGGAUCGCCUUUUUGAACUUAGUGGAUACAAACUACGAACUAAUGUUGACGGAGGAUGUGAAGAAAGUAAUUGAUCAAUGCCUCACCACGCAGUCGAAAUCGUUACUUAUAUGGCUCAAAAUUUUUGACAUUUUAAUUGAACAUGCCCUUGACCAAGUGACAUAUAUACGACACAAGUUUAACAAGUGUUUACAAGAUUUACCAUCUACGGAGCAUAAUAAAAUCUGGGUAUUGUUUAUCAAGUUUGGUGAUAUCGUUGGUGGACCAACUGGCGUGGAUAUUUACUCACGGCUAAUGAAGUUUGUCAGCCCAAAAGUCUUGCAAGGUGAUCAAGCCGCAACCCCUGUUGAGCUAAAUUUGACCAUUUUGGACUUUAUUGAUAAAUUCGUCGAGUUUGGUGACAAUGACGGUGUUUUGAAGUUGUAUGGACAGAUUGUUCUGUCUAAUGAGUACUCGAGCUUGCCCAAAUCGCAAGUACAGAUCCUAUUUGAAUACUUGGACUUGCUUGUAGAGAAUGCAGUGAAGGAGAAGGAAUUUGAACUGGAAGUGAACAAAGCGAUACAAAAGUACCCCGAUCAAACAUCGAAUCUUCGAUUGAAACUAGUGUCGUUUUACAAGUCCAAGAAGAAUAAUCAAGUUGAUAGGAUAAGAGGAAUAUAUCAGGCAGCAUUAAAAGAUUGCAAAAGUUUGAACGAGUUUGAAAAAGUGUACAAUGAGUUUACGCUAUUCGAAGAGCGUGAAAUUCAAACAUACCUUGACUCCAAUAGCAAUCCAAACACCAACAUUCUCUCACGAAAAUUAUCCGAAUAUGAAAAACUCCUAACCGACAGACGAUUGUUGAUAAACGACUUGCAACUCCGUCUCGAUAUAAACAAUGUUGAUUAUUGGUUCAGUCGAUUCGAAAUAUAUCAAGCUCAACUAAACAUCCUCAUUCAAACCAUUGCCAACGCCAUCAAGUCAAUCAACCCAUUGAAAAUUCCCGGCACAAGUCAGCAUAAACUAUACGAAAUAUGGAUCAAAUAUGCCCAAAUAUACGCUUCUUCCUCAGAUUUCAAAACCGCCGACUUUAUAUAUGGCAAGUCAGUCCAGUCACAAUACCCGCACCCUAAUGAGCUAGCUGAACUAUAUAUCAGCUGGAGUGAAAUGAGACUUGGAAGCGAUUACUUUAAAGAGCUGGAUGCCAUAGAGAUGCUUGAAGAUGUGUUGUAUCGUGAGACUGGAAAUAAUGAUGAUGAAAUCGACUACGUGGACUCGUCAAUACCGGUUCAAAAACGGAUCCGAAAACUGAUUAAACUAUGGCAAUUCUAUCUUGAUUUGGUCGAAUCAUUUAUUGAAUCAGCAGAUGAUGUGAUCUACGUUGGCAAACUUUGUGAUGCUUAUGACAUGUUGAUCAAAUUGAAAAUCGCCACUCCUAAAAAUUUAUUAAAUUAUGCGGCGUUUUUGGAAACUUGGGGAUACAUUGAAAAAUCGCUAAGCAUAUAUGAACGAUGUUUGUACAUUUUCAAAGACGAGGCUAUAGUGUUGGAAAUUUGGAAGGUGUAUAUAACCAAGUUGAAGUAUAUUGAGCAUAAAGAGAGAAGAAAGGAUAUUGAAGAGAGAUACAAAGAGGUAAUGCAACGCAGAGGUAAAUAA
Molecule: messenger RNA, 1815 nt
Organism: Lodderomyces theae
Lineage: Eukaryota; Fungi; Ascomycota; Pichiomycetes; Serinales; Debaryomycetaceae
Product: mRNA splicing protein
Exons: 1
Coding region: 1-1815 (604 amino acids)
Biological process (GO): generation of catalytic spliceosome for first transesterification step; mRNA splicing, via spliceosome
Cellular component (GO): Prp19 complex; U2-type catalytic step 2 spliceosome; post-mRNA release spliceosomal complex
Molecular function (GO): protein binding
Source: RefSeq, a predicted model, not a curated record